AUGAGCUCAAUAGGAACAGGAUACGAUUUGAGUGCAUCGACAUACUCUCCAGAUGGACGAGUCUUUCAAGUCGAAUACGCAUUAAAAGCUGUAGAUAAUAGCGGAACGGCUAUUGGAUUACGAGUCAAGGAUGGUGUAGUUCUUGCUUGUGAGAAACUCAUACAUUCCAAAUUACUCGUGCCUGGUGUCAAUCAUCGUAUUGCUAGUGCUGAUACACAUAUUGGAAUUGCAUGUGCUGGAUUAUGGGCUGAUGGUCGAUCAAUAGCCAACAGGACACGAGAAGAAGCUGCGAACUAUCGUGAAAUGUACAAGGAAGCCAUUCCUGCAAAAGCUAUCGCAGACCGACUCGCACAAUACGUACAAGCAUACACUCUCUACUCGAGUGUUCGUCCAUAUGGUGUCUCGACCAUAUUGGGAGUCAUGGACAAGACUGGUCCACAAAUGUAUGUCGUUGAGCCAUCUGGAGUCUACUAUGGAUACUAUGGAGCUGCAGUUGGAAAGGGCAAACAAGUUGCCAAGACUGAAAUUGAAAAGCUUAAACUAUCAGAAAUGACUGUUCGAGAGGCAGUCAAGGAAGCAGCACGAAUCAUUCACACAGCUCACGACGAUGUCAAGGACAAGGAGUUCGAAUUGGAAUUGACUUGGGUUUGUGAAGAAUCCAAGGGUCGUCAUCAGUUUGUACCAAAGGACAUUGCUGAUGAGGCUGAGAGAUCGGCAAAGGCUUCCCUGAGGAACGAAAUGGAUGAAGACUAG
Messenger RNA from Synchytrium microbalum, 753 nucleotides. RefSeq lists its product as uncharacterized. Gene Ontology annotation, biological process: ubiquitin-dependent protein catabolic process. The record is from RefSeq and is a predicted model, not a curated record. The transcript is spliced from 8 exons. NCBI's taxonomy places the organism in Eukaryota, Fungi, Chytridiomycota, Chytridiomycetes, Synchytriales, Synchytriaceae. Gene Ontology annotation, cellular component: proteasome core complex; proteasome core complex, alpha-subunit complex; nucleus. The coding region runs from base 1 to 753 and encodes 250 amino acids.